AUGUGGUUUAUUUCUUCCAUGUUUCUCAUUUGCAUUAUAUUUGGAACACGAGUUCAGGGAGCAAUGUUUUCAGACAGUUCCUCUCUUUACCAAAACUUAUUUGGGAAUUAUAAUCCUGAUUUACGUCCUCAGACGAAUCUGUCCGAACCAACAAAAGUGGGCAUUUAUGUUUAUCUAAUAUCACUGAACAAUUUAGAUGAAAUAUCCGGAAUACUGUCAGUGGUAGCCGCCUUCAGACUGGAAUGGAAUGAUUUUCGCCUCGCGUGGUCGCCGAGCACUUACGGAGGACUGGACAACUUGCCCGUUCCACUCAAAAAGAUUUGGGCCCCAAGGCUGUUUCUGAUAGACACUGCCAAUAAAAUGGAAGCUAUCGGAGAUGGCGAUUUUCUCGGAAGGAUGUAUUCGGAUGGCAACAUGUCAUGGGUGCCAGGUGGACUACUUACUUCCAUUUGUAGCAUUGACAUGUUCAGGUUUCCGUUCGACACACAGGAAUGCUCGCUUAAUUUUAUGCUCUGGGGAUAUACCCCUGAAGAUGCCAUCUUGCUUCCAUGGAAUAAUGUCACUAAUGUAGACACUUCUUUCUACAACAAAAAUGGCCAGUGGGAUUUGAUAAAGACUCACAUGGCCCAGUCAAAUCUUGGACAAUACCAGUGUCGGAUACGCAUCACGAUGACUCUGAAAAGAAAGUCUCUAUAUUUCAUUCUCAACAUGUUGGCCCCGAUUCUUCUCCUAUCCUUUCUGAAUCCAUUGGUGUUUGUUUUACCUAUGGAUAGCGGAGAACGCAUUUCCUAUGCAAUUACGAUUUUCUUAUCUUUUGCUGUAUUUAUGACUUUACUCAGUGAGAACAUGCCAAAAUCAUCAGAACCUAUGGCUCUUCUGUCUUACUUUUUGAUUUUUACGAUGUGUUUGAGCACACUCAUGACUAUUUUAACAAUAUUCACUAUGUAUCUUCAUUUAAAAGAACCAGAAGCAAAAGUUUCUAGAAAAUUACGGAAUGUUUUAAAACUUCUUCAACUCCAUUUUAUAUUUAAUUGUUGUAAGAAGAAAAAAUCCGGAUCUGCUAGGAUUGGUGCAGAAAAUGAAGUCAAAGAUGUAGUGUUUGUGAAGACUAGUGUAGGAACUAGUAAAUCGGAAAACAGAGAAAGUGAUGAAUUGGACAAUGUUACCACUUAUAAAAGUGUGGCGCGUGCCUAUGAUAGAGUAUUAAUGUACUACUUCUAUUUUUUUACUGUCUUUUUCUGGGUAUCAUUUGCUAUAUCUGUUAAAUUUUGA
Molecule: messenger RNA, 1272 nt
Organism: Saccostrea cuccullata (small rock oyster)
Lineage: Eukaryota; Metazoa; Mollusca; Bivalvia; Ostreida; Ostreidae
Product: neuronal acetylcholine receptor subunit alpha-3-like
Exons: 1
Coding region: 1-1272 (423 amino acids)
Biological process (GO): regulation of membrane potential; chemical synaptic transmission; nervous system process
Cellular component (GO): synapse; neuron projection; plasma membrane
Molecular function (GO): excitatory extracellular ligand-gated monoatomic ion channel activity; transmembrane signaling receptor activity; transmitter-gated monoatomic ion channel activity involved in regulation of postsynaptic membrane potential
Source: RefSeq, a predicted model, not a curated record